Molecule: messenger RNA, 2381 nt
Organism: Manihot esculenta (cassava)
Lineage: Eukaryota; Viridiplantae; Streptophyta; Magnoliopsida; Malpighiales; Euphorbiaceae
Product: E3 ubiquitin-protein ligase AIRP2
Exons: 5
Coding region: 318-1082 (254 amino acids)
Biological process (GO): protein ubiquitination
Molecular function (GO): ubiquitin protein ligase activity
Source: RefSeq, a predicted model, not a curated record
AAGGAGAAAACUAAAUAAAACGAUUCCCAACAAGCAACCAACGGCCUUCACCUCAUAAUCAUAAUGCAAAAGCAAGUUUUUUAUUUAUUUUAUUUGCAUUUUCCAUCUUUCUCCAACCAUAGAAAAGCUUUCAUAAUCCAAAAAUAAAGAUUAAAAAAAAAAGCUGGCCCUGGAUGAAAGCUGGAGGGAGAUAGAUACCUCUCUCUCUCUCUGUCUCUUGUUUUAACUUUCUUUUGGUUUUUGGUGGAUUAGGUUUCAUCAAACCAAACCCAGUUGCUAUUUUUGGACUGUGUGUGUUGUCUGUGUAAGAUAGAGAGAUGGAGAUGAUGUAUUUGCAAGUGGGCAGUUCCUCUUACCAGGAAUGUCUCAAAGUUUUGGAGGCUGAUAUACAACAUGCUAAUGCUUUGGCUGCUGCAAUUCCAAGAGGCAAGAGUGGUGCAAGUCUUCAGAUGAAAUUGGUUUACAAUCAAUGGACUUCCUUACUUCUCUUUUUGCUACAACGGAUAGAUUCUUCUUGCAUAUGUGUGUUUCCUAGAUAUCUAAAUCUCUUUCACAUACUUAUAUAUAAGGUAUAUGAAGAUGGUAGACCGAACCUAUCUACACAUGGAAGGAAAGCAACAAUCAAGGAAUUCUAUGGUGUUAUUUUACCAUCUCUUCAACGGCUUCAUAAUAAUCUGGUGGAGUUAGAGGAUGUUAAGGAAGGGUAUCUGGGAAAAGAGAGUUUGGGGAAGAAGAGGGUGGAAGGAGAUAUUGUUCUUGCCAAUGUAGAUAUAAAGAGAGAGGACGAAUGUGGAAUUUGCUUGGAGCCUUGCACAAAAAUGGUACUGCCUAAUUGUUGCCAUGCAAUGUGCAUCAAAUGCUACCGCAAUUGGAACACACGAUCAGAAUCCUGCCCGUUUUGUCGUGGUAGCUUAAAGAGAGUUAACUCGGAAGACCUAUGGGUGCUCACGUGUAACAACGAUGUGGUUGACGUGAAAACAAUAUCCAAGGAGGACCUGUUGCGCUUCUACCUCUAUAUCAACAGCUUGCCAAAGGAUUACCCGGAUGCUCUUUUCUUGGUAUAUUAUGAAUAUCUAAUGUGAAUUGGAGAAGGUGAGAGCAGUGACGUACAGAUAGCAAAGCCAACCCUCAAUUGUAAAUAGAGUAUGGUAAAAGUACACAAUUGUUUCUCUAUUCUUAGACCAAAACAAUAAAAAUCAAUCUCUUCUGCUGCCUGUUGGAGUUUCCAGAUGCCUUGUUCUAAUGCUUAAUAUCAAAGCUGUUGUUAGUUGAAAGUUCAAUUUCCUUGUACUUAAUAUAGAAAAGCUCUUGUUCGAAAUGAGACAGUGCAGCGGCUACUUUUAUUAUUAAUCUCUAUAGCUUAUUUAACAGUAUAUUUGUUGCCCAAAAAGCAGGUACAUGCCAUUUUUUUCCUCUCUAUUUUCAACUGGUAAAAAAACAAAAAGAGAAAAACUCGGUGGAAGUUUCAUAUUCUUAACCACUGGAAACUUAUUGAAAACUACUAUAGUGCACAUGUUGCCAAAACAACAGGUACCGGCACAUGACAUGCACCAAUUUUCUUUUCCUGCUUUAAUCAGAUUAGUAAUUUAUGACCAAGAAUACCCUUAGUCAUACCCUUAGCAGCAUGAGCCCUAGCAGCAGCCCUAGCAGCAAUAGCAGCACCAGCACCAGCAGCACCAGCAGCACCAGCACCAGCAGCGCCAGCACCCACACCCGAAGCAGCAAAAGCAGCACCAGCACCCUUAGUAAUACCCUUAGCAGCAAAAGCAGCAGCACCCUGAGCAAGACCACCCUUCAUCUUGGCUUGAAUCAGCACAUCAAACGAUGGGGAGCAGAAGCCUUGGUGGACGAACAUAUCAAAAAGACGUUUAUGCAUAGCUUCAGUGAAGUGAAUUCCAUCCCAGCUGAUGAAGUUCUGGGGAUUUUUACAGACAGAGGUGCCGCUUGAUCCACAAAGGGAAUGCAAGUCAAAGUUGAGUGGUCCUCCUCCAGCUCCACAGCAUGCCUUGAAGGGCUCUUCAAAAUGGAAUUUCUUAUGGUUGAGCAUUAUUGUUUUGUAUGCCUUCCAGGUAUCAGCAUAUAUAAUCACUGUACCCUGGUACUGUUCCCGAAAUUCUACCAACCUUUGCUCGAGGACUUCAUUGUGAGCUUGAAUCAAUGCGUUAAGGCCAGAUGAACAUCCCAUACUGUCACGUUCCCUUGGUGGGUUCAGGAGCAUUUGUAAUGGACAGCAACCUGCUGGUGGAAGUCCUUGAACCACAACAUACUUUGCACCUUUGUCAAGCAAAUCCUGUCAAGGGAAAACACACUUGUCGUUAAGAAGAGAAGUAUUGGUAAGAUAUGAAAUCUUGUUAUUUUUCUUUUUAAUGUGCAUACCUUAA